CGGAAGACCAGAGUUAGUUCGAGUCGCUUAGUUGGAUCAGUCAGAUCGUUAAUUGUAACCUAUUAGUGAUCUACCAAUAAAAGUGAAUAAAUGUAUUUUUUUAAAAAUCCAUCGAACUCAAUAAAACCAUAAAUAUCAACAUUGUAAACAGCUGAACGAAACUUGGAAACUGUCCAACAGAAAACGCAAUUGUAUCCAUUUCUCUGUUGAGCAAUAAACACAGGAUUCUCAAUGUACCCACCAUAUAACUGCUAGAAAUGCAAACAUAAACAGAACAGAACAUUCAGCUACGGUAUGAUUCUCUGUUUUGGUUUCUUCGCCGGCGCGUCGUUCCUGACUUGGUCGUGGCCGAUUUCCAAACGGAGAGCCAAACAGCCGAACGUCGCCACAUGCGCACAGGGUGCGGAUUUAUGUCAUAUUAAUUUCUGCAUUCUGGCUACAAGACUGUUAGCAGCGGAAUCUACUAAAUCAAGUACCACAAUUUCGUAGUGAGAAAAUAAAAUUUUCCGUGAUCAAUUUAGAAAUUCGCCCUCAUGUUAGCAGGUUUCGAAAUACUCUAGAGAAACGUGUUAUAUUGAUACUUUGAUUUGAGAUAAUCCUGUCUGAGACAUGUACCCGUGGAAUUUUUCAAUAAACUACCGAUGGCUACCAUUAGAAAAUCUAUACCCAAGUUCACUCGAAUAUUGAUUUUACUUAGCCCUGAAAAGUGUCAAGCUCGGGCCGACAUAAAUCAUAAUUAUAAAAAGUGUAUUUAAAAGUUGGGAAGAUUAAACUAAUAAAACCGGAAAUAUUCUCGUAAUAUGAUGGAGGCGACCGAAAACGGCGGAAAUUCAUCAUACGAACCUCUUGAAGGCCGUAGAACCUUUGAUAUGGCUGACAGUCCACAAAUGGAGGGCGGAGGGCCGCCCAAGGAUCGCAAAAAGUUGGUAUUCUUUGCUCUCAUGACGGCUGGUGUUGGCUUCGUGUUACCGUAUAACAGCUUCAUCAUCGCGUCUGACUAUUGGCAAUCGCGAUUCCCAGGGCAGUCAGUAGCGCUGGACAUGUCAAUGACGUACAUCAUCGUGGCACUUUGUACGGUGCUGUUGAAUAAUGUUUUCCUGUCGUUGGCGCCUUUCCGUGUACGGAUCGCUUUCGGUUAUGCGGUAUCAUUUACGACACUUGUUUUCGUGGCACUUUGCGAAGUAGCAUGGCACAUGUUUACCGCCAAAACAGCAUACUCGGUCAAUCUAGCGGCAGUCUCCCUAGUGGCGAUGGGAUGCACAAUCCAACAAUCCAGCUUCUACGGUUUUGCCAGUAUGUUACCGAAACAGUAUACCCAGGCCGUCAUGGCAGGUGAAAGUAUUGCUGGAUUCCUAGUAUCUUCCAAUAGAGUCGUUACUAAGCUUUUGAUCAAGAGUGAUCGGGCAUCGACCGCCAUUUUUUUCCUCACGUCAACUGUCUACAUUGCAUUCAGCUACGUUCUGCAUUCCAUCACUAGCCACUCGCCAUUUGUACGUUACCACAUCAAGGCUUGUGCCAAAAUUGUUCUCCGACCCGACGAUGAUCAUGCGCUGGGUGACACAAUAGACGGAGAUCUGUCGAAUGCUCGGUACGGAGUUUUAGCCCUGGAGUCGAGCCCUCCGGUUCAUAUACCACCGGGCACAAAUGCGCUCAGUUUCAGCAAUCCUGUGUAUGAACUGUCAAACCCAAGCGGAGGUGAAAACGUAUUGGAGACAAAUAUAACCAAUCUGACAUCUACCACCACAACCGUGUCAACAAAUGCGACAAAUCGACCUGUAACUUCGCCGACAUCGGCCACGGCCUCUCACGAUGUACCAAAUGUAGCGUUUAAGGUGGAGCAUGUGAUGACACCGGAUAUCUGUAGCUCGAGUCGACUUGGAAGCUUCCGAAGUGGUCUGGAAUCUCGCUGGAAGGUGGCUCAUGCUAUCUACCCCUAUAUGGCCUGUAUCGCGCUUGCGUACUGCGUUACGCUGUCGUUGUAUCCAGGUAUAGAAUCUGAAAUAAUAUCCUGCAACUUGGGAACAUGGAUGCCUGUCUUGCUGAUGUUCACUUUCAACACAUCGGAUGUUAUCGGCAAGCUGUUGGCAGCUGUUCCUUACAGUUGGUCGAGAAGACAACUAAUUUUAAUGUCGGGACUGCGGGCACUUUUAGUUCCCCUGAUUUUGCUGUGUUGCUCGCCCCGUGAGCAACCUGUUAUUGCAGGAGAAGCUUCGGCGUUCGUAUUUACUGCUGCGCUUGGAGUCACGAAUGGUUUGGCGGGCAGCUUACCGAUGAUGCUGGCACCAGAUAAGGUAUCUGCCACGUUGAAAGAAGUAACCGGAAACAUGAUGACGCUCUCCUACAAUAUAGGGCUGACAGCAGGUUCGCUAGUCGGAUACGUGUUCGAAUCAAUGCUUGGGCCACAGCUACCUAAUCCGUGUCCACAGUAUCCUUUCGUUCCUCCAAAACCCAAUCAACCACCUUUCAACAACAUAAGUUUAAGCAGCACCACUUCAACAACUACAGUGGCUUCGGCAAUUGUAACGACUUUAACUGCUACUUUUCUCCAAACUAGUUCAUCUACAAUCUCACCCGAGUCUUCAACUAGCAUAUCACUCUCCAGUACUUCGACACAGAUUGCGUCAACUGCUGUCACCAAUCAGAUGCCAACGAGUGCAGAUUACGAUGUCACUAGCUCAAUAGACACCAAUAGUUUGGUGACAGUAGCAACUAUGAUGUUCUACAAUACCACACAGGCAUGGCUCGAUUCCACCACUAACGCUGCGCGUUCAAAGUUCUACGAUUAAGUACCACUGACUCGAAGGCGUUAUCAAUGGCUUUUUAUGUUUCAAGAGGGGAAGCAUUGAGCUGAGUGUUGUGUAUUGGAAAUCCAGUUUUGGCAUUUUCAUCUGAUGCAUUGUUCCGGUACUUCAAGUAGCGCGGUUAUGUUUAUUGUCCGGGGUGAACAAACGCUACAUCCACCACGCUGAAUGAUUUCUUAUACCAAAUUUCAUGUUCCUUUUUUCUUAUAAAGUCUACAAUAACCUUAUUCUAGACAUUGUGUAAUAAGGUUAAAUCAAACCGAAACUCUUAAGUCAUUGGAACAAUGGAAUCUAGAGAAAAUGUUUUACUAAAUCAUUGGUCUAGUAUCGAUCAUAUUAUGUACAUAAAUGUAUAGGAUCAUAGGUUUUCAAAAUAAAUGGCUGGUUAUUAAACCUUCUGCAAUGUGUCUACAACACAAUACUUUUCUAACUAACAUCAAUAAAUUGUCGCUCAACUUAUUGAAAAGACAACCAAAUAUGUUGGAUUUAAGUUCUAUACUCGAACAUCGAUUGCGAUGAUAUGAAGAAUUAUUUUCAGUGAUAUUAUUAGUUCCAAACAAGGUAAAGUUCGGCUAACUCAAUAGUAAUAAAUUUGCUAAGAUGAAAGUAUGAUGAUGCGAGAGAAUGUGAGUUGGUGGCUGUUGCAGGUGCUUUUAUAGCGUAGUAAGUGUUAAUUAGUGGAACAAAAAACAAAUCUUAGCAAAACUGCUGAAAACCCAUCUCAAAGAGAAACAUACGUUUUUAGCUAGACCGUGAAAAUUGAAAAAAAGCAUCGAGAAAAAGACGAAUGCAUAUUUAUAUUUAAUGAUAUUCCUCCUACACAUUGGAGCUGUAAUUGGGAUUUGUGUAAAAAUAAUAAAAGCAUUCGAAACCUGCAAAAAAUAAAUAAACUAGAGUAUUUUAAUCUACUGAAAUGUAGAA
This is a messenger RNA of Uranotaenia lowii, 3722 nucleotides long. It is a transcript of the gene Ent3, whose product is annotated as equilibrative nucleoside transporter 4. Gene Ontology annotation, biological process: nucleoside transmembrane transport. Gene Ontology annotation, cellular component: plasma membrane. The record is from RefSeq and is a predicted model, not a curated record. The transcript is spliced from 8 exons. The coding region runs from base 801 to 2786 and encodes 661 amino acids. NCBI's taxonomy places the organism in Eukaryota, Metazoa, Arthropoda, Insecta, Diptera, Culicidae. Gene Ontology annotation, molecular function: nucleoside transmembrane transporter activity; monoamine transmembrane transporter activity.